This is a messenger RNA of Ceratosolen solmsi marchali, 1637 nucleotides long. RefSeq lists its product as uncharacterized. Gene Ontology annotation, biological process: neuromuscular synaptic transmission; clustering of voltage-gated calcium channels; neuron-neuron synaptic transmission. Gene Ontology annotation, cellular component: presynaptic membrane. Bases 223 to 1560 code for a protein of 445 amino acids. NCBI's taxonomy places the organism in Eukaryota, Metazoa, Arthropoda, Insecta, Hymenoptera, Agaonidae. The transcript is spliced from 4 exons. The record is from RefSeq and is a predicted model, not a curated record.
UCGAGCAGUUGCGCGAGUCACGAGCAGAGCUCCGGGAGGAAGCCGCGACGGAUCGAGGCUCGGCGACCAACCGGCCAAGGAACUAAAAGAUUAAGGGGCUAUGGGGGCCGUUAUCGGGAUGAGCCUCGCCGAGUCCAGGGCUCGGCCGAGUCCUGCGCCCCAUUGUUGUUUUUAGCGCGUUCGGGCGCCGACGUGAACGGCUCAAAGCGAUAAUGCCUGAGAAUGGGCAACGCCACUGAGGACAAGUCCGCCUCGCAUCAGCAUCAGCAACAGCAUCGCCAUCAUCGGCAUCAUCGGCAGCAACGGCAGCGAGAACCCAAGCAGGCCCAUCGCGAGUAUCCGCCAGACUGGAGGAUGGUGGAGCUGCACGCGAGUCCGAGCGACCGUCUCGACGGCCAUCGCCGUGAAACCUCGAGCUCGCGCAUCCACUACACCGUGCUCACGGUCCUUGACGCCGUAUUCUCCGCGACGAUCGCCGGGCCCGCGGUCGUCGGCUACUGGCGCGGUACCUGGGGCCUCAGCGACUUCUACAUAUAUCCGGAGGACGCGGAGCUUAGCAGCUUGACCUCCAUACUGAUUGGCUUCUGCGGCCUCUUCAGCUUCAAUCUCGCUCAGCACGUACUCGACGAGUGUCUGCACCCGGACAAGAAUCGGCUCGUCUUCUACCUCGGCUCGAGGCUUUAUACCGCGAUAUUCGGCUUCUGUUGCGUUAAUGCUUGGCGGGGCGCCUGGCAGGCCCUCGACCUAUACACCGAGCACACUUUUAGCACCGUAUUCACCACGACCUGCGUCAGCCUCCUCGCGCUGGCGAUUAUGAGGACUCUGAGGAACAUCUCCGCGCCCCCGUUUGCCAUCAGUCUCGACGCGUUCGCCGGUUACUUCGAGGUGCCCACUCUAUUCCGAGUCAACAAUACGAGGGACUGGUCACUCUACAUUCUCGAUUGCGCAUUCAGCGUUGGAAUUAUUGGAACUCUCGUAGUUUUUGUUUGGAGGGGUGCCUGGGUGCUAUUCGAUCUUUAUCUGUUCCCAGAAAAUCGCGAACACUCGGCUAUUGGCUCUCUCAUCCUGGGCUACGCUAUCGUCGCGGUAACGUUCUCCCUGCAGCCGCUGAUGCGAUACACGUGCUCGCGACUCACGGGCCUCGCGCGUCUCGUUGCCGCGGACGGCUUCCUCCUGCUGAGCUUCGUCGGCACAGUGAACGUCUGGCGCGGCAUCUGGAACAUCCUCGACCUCUGGCUGCUGCCCGACGAUCCCAAGCUCUCCUGCUGGAUCACCCACUUUGGCUGCUUUAUCUUCCUCGUGCUACUCAACUGCAGUAACUCCGUCCUCGUGCGCGGUGUCUACAUCGACGCCGAGGAGGAGGCCGGCAAGUGCGUUGUCUUCCCCUGCCACUACCUCCGACUCUUCUACAAGGUGGAGCGCGAGAAGAAGGAGGCGUGCCGGCGGAACCUGAUCGUGCCCUCCCGGGACUUGGCGAUGCGGAGCGAGCAGGGUGUCAAGGAGACGGCGAGCAGCGCCUUAUACUCCGCGGGUGUCACCAACCUCGAGUCUCUCGUCUGAGCGGCCCAAGCAAUCUUGACGAGCCCGCCAAUCGAUAGCCCCGACGUUAUUUAAUUUCUCUUCCCUUUAGCUUUUCU